Molecule: messenger RNA, 2157 nt
Organism: Dovyalis caffra
Lineage: Eukaryota; Viridiplantae; Streptophyta; Magnoliopsida; Malpighiales; Salicaceae
Source: the annotation of a GenBank genome assembly
AUGAAAGCCUUCUCAAAAAUGAGCAAGCUGAGAUUGCUCAAAAUCCACAAUGUGGAGCUUUCUGAAGGACCUGAAUAUCUUUCAAAUGAGUUACGAUUUCUCGAAUGGCAUGGUUACCCUUCAAAAUCAUUGCCAGCUUGUUUCCAGGUGGAUAAUCUUGUUGAACUUGACAUGUCAUACAGUACUGUUGAGCAAUUAGGGCAUGGAUUUAAGAGAUCAAUUAAUCUAAAAAUCAUCAAUCUCAGCCACUCAAUAAACAUGACCAACACUCCGGAUUUUACUGGAAUUCCAAAUCUAGAGAGUCUGAUUCUUGAAGGCUGUACAAGUUUGUUUGAGGUCCAUCCAUCACUUGGACAUCACAAGAAGCUUCAACUCGUGAAUCUUGUGGACUGCAAUAGUCUUAGGAUUCUCCCAAGCAACCUUGAAAUGGAAUCCCUAAAAGUUUGCAGGCUUGAUGGCUGCUCGAAACUUGAGAAGUUUCCAGAUAUAGUAGGAAACAUGAACUGCUUAAGGGAGCUUCGUUUGGAUGGGACUGGUAUUGCUGAACUAUCUUCAUCAAUUCAUCUUUUGAAAUCACUUAAAAAACUUGAUCUGUCUGGUUGUUCUGAACUUCAAAACAUACCAGAGAAUUUGGGGAAAGUAGAAAGUUUGGAGGAGCUUGAUGCAAGUAAAACUUCAAUAAGACAACCGCCAGCGUCCUUUUUUCUUUUGAAGAAUCUUAAAGUAUUGUCUUUUGAAGGAUGCAAAAGAAUAACUGUGAACCUCACUGAUCAAGUGUUGCCUUCUUUGUCUGGUCUGUGUUCUUUGGUAGAGCUUGAUUUAAGCGAUUGCAAUCUAGGGGAAGGGGCAGUUCCUGAAGAUAUUGGCUGCUUAACUUCAUUGUGGAGUUUAGAUCUCAGCAGGAAUAAUUUUGUUAGCCUGCCUAAAAGCAUAAAUCAGCUUUCUGGGCUUGAAAUGCUCAUCUUGGAGGAUUGUGUGAUGCUUGAAUCAUUGCCUGAGGUUCCAUCAAACAUUCAAACAGUAAAUUUGAAUGGUUGUUUAAACCUAAAAGAAAUUGCAGAUCCAAUAAAGCUAAGAAGUUCGAAAAUAUCAGAGUUCAAAUGUCAGAACUGCUGGGAAUUGUACAAGCAUAAUGGCCAAAACAACUUGGGUUUGAACAUGCUUGAAAGUUACCUCCAGGGCUCAUUUCCAAGACCUGGAUUUGGUAUUGCUGUUCCUGGAAAUGAAAUUCCAGACUGGUUUAAUCAUCAAAGUAAUGGAUCUUCAAUUUGGGUGCAAGUGCCUUGUAGUUACGAGGAUGGUGAUGAUAGUGGAUGGAUGGGGUUUGCUGCAUGUGUUGCAUUCAGUGCAUAUGGCGAAAGUCCUUCUCUCUUUUGUCAUUUCAAAGUGAAUGGAAGAGAAGAUUAUCCUUCGCCGAUGAGUAUAAGUUGUAACUCAGUCCAAGUUCAGUCAGAUCAUCUUUGGUUAUUCUACUUGUCUUUUGAUUACCUGAAAGAGCUUAAAGAAUGGAAGAAUGAAUCCUUUAGCAACAUUGAGUUGUCGUUUCAUUCUUAUGAGCAAGGAGUGGAGGUGAUGAAUUGGGAGCGAGGAGUAGAGGUGAAGAAUUUUGGGGUCUGUUUGGUAUCAUCUUCUGGCCGUCUUAGUGUUGCAAGCAAAGAAGCAGCUUCUUCAUAUAUUGAUUAUUUGGCUACUUCUUCAUCUUACCGUCAAUGGAAGCAUAAUGUUUUCCUUACCGUCAAUGGAUGCAAUAAUUUCACCUAUUUAUAUACAGCUCUAGUCCAGAGAGGCAUUAUCAAUCAUGGAGAACUAGAGCAUUUAAAGGUAAUUGGAUCAAGUCUGUUAGAGGCCAUUGAAGAAUCGAGGCUGUCAGUUAUUAUUUUUAAAAGAGAUUAUGCUUGUUCGAUUUGGUGGUUGGAUGAACUUGUUAAGAUUGUGGGAUUCCUGAAUAAGAUAAGAUCGGAGACUGUUUUUCCAGUUUCAGUAGUUUCUUAUGAUGUCGAACAAUCGAAGAUAGAUGAACAAACAGAGAGUUACACAAUUGUCUUUGAUAAGGAUGAAGAAGGAGAUUUCAGCCAAAGUGAGGAGAAGGUACAAAGGUGGAUGAAUAUUCUCAACAAGGUCGCCACUUCAUUUGGAUCGGAAUCAUCAGAAAGGUAA